Molecule: messenger RNA, 1911 nt
Organism: Erythranthe guttata (spotted monkey flower)
Lineage: Eukaryota; Viridiplantae; Streptophyta; Magnoliopsida; Lamiales; Phrymaceae
Molecular function (GO): catalytic activity
Source: RefSeq, a predicted model, not a curated record
GGUCCAAAAUAAAUUUCAAUUAUUACAUCAUAGAAACUGGAAACGAAUAAUACAAUCUUUGACGCGCGUUUUUGUCUUGGGGCGAACAGUGUAUUAUAUUUUCUGGGUUUCGCUUCUGGAUAUGAACUCGUGUCUGAAUAUUGGCCAUAACUGGAGUUUCAGGCUCAUCAAAACGCCAAGAGCUUGUGUUUCUCAGGAAAGUUCUCGUGUAGCAUUACGAAAAAAGCAAGAAGAACAUAGUAAUCUAUUCAAGAAUGAUUCUCCGAAUACAGAAAACCCUCCUCUUGUUACUGCAUUAAAAGCUUCGGCCGAACAAAAUGCAGCCCGUUUUCACUUCCCGGGGCAUAACAGAGGAAACGCAGCUCCUUCAUCUUUCACGGAUCUGAUCGGUGAAAGACCGUUUCUUCAUGACUUACCGGAACUUCCGGAGCUAGACAAUCUCUUUUCUCCGGAAGGACCUAUUUUAGAAGCACAAAAACGGGCCGCUGAACUUUUCGGAGCAUCAGAGACAUGGUUUCUUGUCGGUGGGAGUACAUGUGGAGUUCAGACAGCAAUAAUGGCAACUUGUCUACCUGGAGAAACUCUUGUUCUUCCUCGAAACUGUCAUAUCUCUGCAAUUUCUGGUAUGGUGUUAUCUGGUGCAGUGCCUAAGUACAUUGUUCCUGAAUAUCACUCCGAUUGGGAUAUAGCCGGUGGCAUCACUCCUUCACAGGUAGAAGCAGCAAUCAAGGAGGUGGUACAGAAGGAAGGUCGGAAUCCAGCUGCCGUUUUCAUCGUUUCGCCUAGCUACCACGGUAUAUGCAGUGACAUUCGCGAAAUCUCACAGUUGUGUCGCAAUAACAAAAUCCCACUAAUAGUAGACGAGGCUCACGGGGCCCACUUCAGCUUCCACCGCCACCUCCCCACCUCAGCUCUCUCCCAAGGGGCCGAUCUUGUAGUGCAGUCAACACACAAAGUACUGUGCUCACUCACACAGUCAUCAAUGCUGCAUCUCUCUGGCAACUUGAUAGACAGAGAAAAAAUUUGCAGGUGCCUUCAAACACUUCAAAGCAGCAGCCCGAGUUAUCUGCUGUUAGCCUCGUUGGACGCUGCUAGAGCCCAGCUAAGCGAAAACCCGGAAAAUAUUUUCAACGAAGCUAUUCGAUUAGCUGUCGGAGCAAAAAAUGGGAUCAAAAAGAUUCCUGGAAUCUCGGUUUUGGACGUUCUUGAUUUUCCGAAUUUUCUUGGUAUCGAUCCUUUGAGAGUCACUGUUGGAAUGCAGGGCAUUGGUCUUUCGGGUUUUGAAGCUGAUGAAGUCUUAUUUAGGGAUUUUGGGGUGGUUCCGGAACUUGUCGGGACCCACUCUAUUACACUAGCGUUUAACCUAGGAACUAAGAGGGAACAUGUCUCGAGACUUGUCUUGGGAUUGAAGUAUUUGUCGGAAACUUAUUACAUCAAUGUGGAAAGGGCGAUUGACGUAAAAAAGGUGGCAGUUUUCGAUAAUGAUAUUAAGAUGGUUUUGAGUCCGAGAGAUGCUUUCUUUGCAAGUAAGAGAAAAGUUGUGAUCGAGGAAAGUGUGGGUGAAAUAUGUGGGGAGUUGAUAUGUACGUAUCCACCUGGAAUUCCGGUGCUGUUUCCCGGUGAGUUUAUCACUGAGGAGGCGGUGGAAUAUUUGUUGUUUGUUAAAAGGAAGGGGGCCACUGUCACCGGAGCUGCCGAUCGGCUGCUCUCAUCUGUUCUUGUUUGCUGUAAAUAGAUAUUCUUGUGGAAAUAUUUCACAUUUUUUGAUCGAAGUAUAUAAUAGUUAUUGUCCAAAUAUCGCUACAACAUUGCGCCAGCUUAGCAGCAAAUGAGGUACAAAAAGUACACCCAACACGAGCUCACGUUUCACAUUAUAAACACCCGGUCAGCGCUGACGUGGCUCUUUUGCUA